AGUAACAUCCGCCUCCUUCCCCAAAUCACUCUCUUUCAUAGACCUUCUAUGCAAUGCCUCAAAAUCCCACAUUAGUGAAGAAUUAUAAGAAGCUGAAGUAAAAUUUUUGCGCCUAAGAAAUCAAGCAAGAGGUGCUAUACUAUUUAGUUUCCAAAAUGGUAAUGGCUUCUGUUAGCAAAGUGGUUCUAGGCUCAAUUGCCUUUGGAAUCUUUUGGGUAAUCGCAGUUUUCCCUUCUGUCCCCUUUCUACCCAUUGGGAGGACUGCAGGGUCCCUACUAGGGGCCAUGCUUAUGGUCCUAUUUGGGGUUAUAACUCCAGAUCAAGCUUAUGCUGCAAUUGAUCUCCCAAUCCUGGGCCUUUUGUUUGCAACCAUGGUUGUCACGGCCUAUCUUGAAAGGGCAGAUAUGUUCAAGUAUUUAGGGAAGCUGCUUGCAUGGAAUAGUAAAGGAGCUAAGGACUUGAUUUGUCGAAUCUGUGUGAUUGCUGCAAUAUCAAGUGCCUUUUUCACCAAUGACACCGUUUGUGUAGUUCUUACUGAAUUUGUACUCAAAGUUGCAAGGCAACAUAAUCUUCCUCCCCACCCUUUCCUGAUUGCUCUAGCCUCUAGUGCAAAUAUAGGGUCUGCAACAACUCCAAUUGGAAAUCCUCAAAACUUGGUUAUAGCUAUUCAAAGUAAAAUUCAUUUUGGGGAAUUUGUUUUGAGAAUUCUCCCCGCUAUGCUCAUGGGAAUAGUUGUGAAUGUUUUACUUCUUAUAUGUAUGUAUUGGAUGGUGUUGACUGUUCAGAGGGAUGAAGAGGAUGCCACAGCCGAAGUGGUUGGAGAUGAGGAUAAUGCUUCUCAUCGAUUUUCACCAGCAACAUUAUCACAUCAUCACUCUCCAGAAUGGAACUCCAGAUUGGCAGCUGCAGCAGCCGUGCGAAGCUUUCCUAAUAUGAAGGGAACUCCGCCUUGUGAAAUCCAGAAGGCAUCUAGCAGCGGAUUUGGGUCUGGAAAGAGCCCAAAUGCUUCAAAAGAAGAGGAAAAUGAUGUAUUUACCCCCCAAAAGAAGGGAACUGCACCUCCAAAGAAGAUUACAUCGAUGGAUAGAUUGAGAGAGGCAUUGCCUCCAAAAUGGAAAAAGAUUUUGUGGAAAGUCUGUGUUUACCUCUUUACAAUUAGCAUGUUGGUUGCUUUGCUUAUGGGUCUCAACAUGUCCUGGACAGCUAUUACUGCUGCACUCUUCCUUAUGGUUCUUGAUUUUAAGGAUGCUGGACCUUGCCUAGAAAAGGUAUCUUAUUCACUUUUAGUUUUCUUCUGUGGAAUGUUUAUUACUGUCAAUGGUUUCAACAAAACUGGAAUUCCAAGCAGUUUUUGGGACUCAAUGGAACGAUAUUCAAAGGUUAACCAUGUUUCUGGGGUGGCAGUUCUUGCUAUUGUCAUACUAGUCCUCUCAAAUUUGGCCUCAAAUCUGCUUUAUGUUACUCCAGUUCUCUUUCUCGGAGGGCGGGUGGCGGCAUCAGCUGCUGCGAUCUCUUCGGCUUAUGAGAAGAAAGCAUGGCUCAUUUUAGCUUGGGUCAGCACCAUUGCCGGGAACUUGUCACUGCUGGGAUCGGCGGCUAACUUGAUAGUAUGUGAACAAGCUCGACAACUGUGCUCUUGAUUUUGGUCAUAUUUUGUACUCGGAUACUAUAGAGAAUUUAUUUCCAAGAACAGUUGUACUUGUUUAAGCUUAUAGGGUGGGGUUAUUGCCACAGCCACUAAUGUUAAUGCCACAGCUUUUUUUAGUUAUUUGACUAUUAUACCCCUCAUUUUGAAUCCAACUUGCAGCAGUCAUCACCUUCUCCGCGUGGGUUAAUGGUCAAUUAAUUAAAAAAGCUGUGGUAUU
This is a messenger RNA of Rubroshorea leprosula, 1865 nucleotides long. Lineage: Eukaryota; Viridiplantae; Streptophyta; Magnoliopsida; Malvales; Dipterocarpaceae. The record is from the annotation of a GenBank genome assembly.